Molecule: messenger RNA, 1329 nt
Organism: Chenopodium quinoa (quinoa)
Lineage: Eukaryota; Viridiplantae; Streptophyta; Magnoliopsida; Caryophyllales; Amaranthaceae
Product: craniofacial development protein 1-like
Exons: 6
Coding region: 275-1054 (259 amino acids)
Source: RefSeq, a predicted model, not a curated record
AGCCCUUCAAAAAAAGAAAAGAAAAAAAACAUGAUACGAUUGCUUAAAAAAUAAACGGAGUAUUAGUUGACGAGUUGACGUUAGAAACGGAGUAUUGACAAUUAAAAAAAAAAAGUAAAAGAGCAGUACUCCGUAUAUCGGAGCUUUUGAAGUGGUUCCCUCGGGGCUUCCCUGUGUCUCUCCUCCAUUGAAGUGGUUUCUUUCUUUGAUUGAAUUGAAGCAGGGUGCGCAAGGAGCUAAGGAUUUGGGUUACAUUAUUGAUGAUGUCCUUUAGAUGAUGCAGGAAAUGGAAGCAAUUCCCGUUGAAUCAAAAGACCAAACGGCUUCAGUUUCUGCUCCACAAGCUGAGCCUGAAGAUCAUGAGAUCAAAGCUCGAGUGGAUGCUGUGUGGCAGAAGAUGAAUAAAGGAGUAUCUACAAAUACACUAAACUCCAUUGUAAACAAACAUACUCCAAAUGGAAAUAAAGCUCCACAGACAGAUAAAGCUUCCAAUAAUUGGAUGUCAUUAUUGGGUUUGGGACCAAAAAAACCACAAGAGGCUAAUGGGGCAUCCUCAGAAAGGAAGCACUCCACUACUGCACACAAUGGAACCAGUGAUGAGGCCAAGAAGCUUGCAGCUACUGCUCUUGCAGCUGCCAGAGAUGCUGCUGCUGCCUCUGCAUCAAACAGGGGAAAAGUCGAGGUCACUGAGUUUCGAGACUUUGCUGGUGAAGAGAUUGAGGUGAAGAAGAUGGUUGACCCCAGCUCAAAAGAAGCAGCUGAAAGGGCUAAGGCACAAGCAGGGCCAUCUUCUGUUGUGGAUUCUGUACUGGAACAAAUAAAGAAGAAACCAAAGCUUAGUCUUCUUGAUAAGACCAAAAAGGACUGGGGAGAAUUCAAAGGAGAAAAUAAGGAUUAUGAGGAAGAAUUAGAUGCCUACAAGAAAAGUUCAAAUCAAUAUUUAGACAAGGUCUCCUUCCUAAGUAGGGCAGAUUACCGGGAAUUUGAAAGGGAGAGAGAUGUUCGACUUGCACAACAGGCAAAGAGGAAGCCAGAUAUGCGAGAGGGUCCUUAGUUGUUUAUAUACAUGCAAUCUAUACAAUUUUAUGCUAUUGCAGUUUGUAGAUGUCCUCGCUUACUAUUGUGGGUGUCAUCAUGUUUUAUUGGAAAGGUUCCUGAUCAUUAAUUAGGCUUUGUACCAUUUUCUAAUUUUAGGAUAGUGCCAAUGCAAUGAGGCUGAAAUUAAACUAGAAUGAGCUUUGUGGGAUAUGUGUGUGAUUUGUGAUUCUUUGAUUGAACAGAUGUACCCCAAACUUUCAUUCUGAUAGGCAAUUAGAAAAAGGUUAAUUA